UGUGCCCUAGUUUGCUAGGGCUGCUGUAACAAAAUUUUAUAAACUGAGUUCUUAAACAAGAGAAAUUUAUUUCUCACAGGCCUGAAAGAGAAGUCCAAGAUCAAGAUGUUGGCAGAGCCAUGCUCCCUCUGGAGGUGCGAGGGAAGAAUCUGUUCCAGGCCUCUCUCCUAACCCCAAUCUUUACAUGACAUGCUCCUGCCUAUGCCCAGAUUUUCCCUUUUUGUAAGGAUCUAGUCAUUGGAUUAGGGCCCAUCUUAGUAACCUCAUCCUAACUUGAUUAUCUCUGUAAAGACCCUAUCUCCAAAUAAGAUCAUGUUCUAAGAUACUGUGGGUUAGAACUCCAGUGUUAUCUUUUGGGGGGGGGCGGCAAUUCAUCUCAUAACGACCUGGUACCAGACAUUCAUUCAUCUUAGUCAAAACUCAUCAAUUGGGCACCAUAGUGGGCCCAAGAUAAAGCCAAAAUGCUUCAUGACUCAUGAUCAUAUUAACUUUCAAAAAGAAGUAUUAUACUGGUGGCCCUGUUGUGCACAACAUAUAAGGAAACUUUUUGUUGUUGUUUUCAACCUACAGGAUAAAAGAAAUUUCUUUACAGAAUUAACCAUGUAAAAUAGCUAUGGAAAUGUCCAUUAAUGAACCAUAGUCUUCAAGGACCUUGAAUAACUAACAUGCUCCUUCCUCUGAUUGGCUUUGCCCAAGUCUGUACCUGGCAUUCCAGCCAAAAGUCUUUUCCUUGCUUCUUGCAGUCUGUUUUUCCUUCCUCUCCUCCAAGCUUCCGUUAAGCUAUCAAAAUGGCCAGAGAACUCUGUUCUCUCCUCUUCAAGUUCACAUUCCUCUCUUCUUUAAAUUGAAAUUUAAGGUCUGCCUUUUCCAGGAAGAUGAUCACUGUGCUUAGUCUCCUUUUUUUUCAGUUCCUGCUAUUACAUUAAGACAGAAUUCUGAUGCGAUGGUUUUCUAUCAGCUACAUCUCAGUUGGGGUUUGUGUGUAGGCGGAGUGGAGAAGCAGUAAUGCCCUUUCUAUUGAGGAGAGGAUGAUUUGCACCACUACCCAUUAAGGCAUCAGGUUACCUCUAGGGACUUGGAAUGGGAAUGAGUUACUGUAGUUAUGAGGUAAGUCCUUCAUAACAGCAAGGUUCUUGUCAUUUGCAAGUAUUGUUUUGAAAGCUAUUAUAGAGCUGUAGUUCUGUGGAAAUAUGAAGUGAUAUUAAAGCCUCUUGAGUCUUAUACAAAAAUUUAAAGAUGUUCAUAGGCUCCAUUAGAGGUAUCUCACUUUGGUUAUUCUCAACCUUCUCUUUUCUCCCUUCUUUUCUUUUUUUUUUUUUUUAAUGUUUAUUUAUUGCUUGAGAGGGAGAUAGAGUACUCGCGAGAGCCAGGGAGGGGCAGAGAGAGAGGGAGACAGAGAAUCCCAAAUGGACUCUGUACUGACAUCAGAGACCCCGACUCAGGGCUUAAACUCCCGAACCAUGAGAUCAUGACCCGAGCCCAAGUCGGAUGCUUAACAGACUGAGCCACCCAGAUGCCCCUUUUCUUCUUUCUUUUCUUUUUUUUUUCUUUUUGCUUUUCUUUUCUUUUCCCUUUGAAACCUAGGACACAUCUUGAAUGCCAGCAAUUUUUUUAAAAAACAAUAAAUUAGUUUUUUCUCUUUACAAAAACAGUAAAUCAGUUAUUUCUCUUCCUUUUGUAAAUUAUAUAUGAAUUUUGCUUAAUUGAUGAGUUGUUCUUCUGUUUGAGUGUGUUUCUCAUUACCAACUAGUUUACUUCAUAUUUUUGAGCACUGGAACCUCUAUUUCUUUGUAACAUUCAGUCUAUGUAGCGUAGCAUUUUAAAUAUAUAUUCGGGGCACAACAUUUGCUGGUUUUCUUCUCAAGUUUUCUUUCAAAGUCCUGUUUCCUUGCUGCAUUUAAAGCUUGGAUUUGGUCAUGUAGAAUUUUUCAGAAACACAUCCAGUGUGUGAAGUUGAGCAUACUUAUUUAUUAGUCAUUAUUUCAGCAAGAAUUUAUCAGUGACUGCAGCGCUGUGUGUCAGGGAAUGUACAUUUCUGCCCAAAAUGAGGUUGUUGGGUUUACAAAAGCAACCACCUUCUGAGGUUUUUGGCCACAAACAGUCACAAAAACUAAAGUAAGGAUUGAGACGGUUUGUAAAAUGAACACGUGUGGAAUUCACUGCAUGACUGAAUAGGAACAGAAAGGUCUUGUUGUGUAGGAGGGGCACUGUGGAAGACCUCUUCCAGGGGCAUCAUCCAAGGUGAGGGUUUGUAUUUGUUUGUACCCAGUGAAGUACGUAUGUAGAGUUGUUAACCUAGAACUGGACAGUGAACUCUGCAUGUCAAUUAGUGAAGAGCCAGGAAACCCUCUCACAUCUGAGGGAGGGUUGGUCAGAACUGUCAGAUCAAGGAACCGGAAAUUGCUCAGAUCAGCUGAUGCAAAAGAGGAUCUGGAGGGUGUGGCCAGAGAGUGUGCAGUUUUAGAACCAGGAGACGCCUUUUCCUGUUGGCUAGUGAAAGGAUCAAGUGUCAUUUGGAUGAGUUGAAAGAUAGACACUGUGGAGAGCAGGGGACAAGAUGGUGGCCACUUUGGGAGUGGCAUAGUCUGCAUAGUCACAAAGUCAGGGUGCUGGGGCAUAAGGGAGUAGGAGAGCCCCAGUGCCUGGAAGAUUCAGAUCAGCUGUAGAGACCAUAGAAUAGACUUCUCCCCCCACCCCCCAGUAGGAGGAACACCAGGACUCUUAAAUUUCAAAGACACACUAUCUUGGUUCUACCCUUUUUAGAGGCAUUUCCUAAAGUGUGGUCCCAGGGCUACCUGCAUCAGAAUCUCCUGGGGUUUUCAUUAAAAAUGUACAUUUUGGGGUCCCACUGCGUCAGGCAUCCUCAGACACUAUGGGGCUAUUUUAAGGUCUCCAAGUGAUUUAGAAGCUCACUGAAAUCUAAGGACCACUGGGGUAAAAUAAUCCUCAGAGAAGCUCUGCUUGUUUGAAUCUUUCAGUGAUGAAGAAUGAGCUGUCUUAUAAAGCAGUGAUCUUUUAAGUCCACAGAUGAUGCAGGCAGGAAAUGUAAAUGGGUGCCAAGUAGAGAAUGACAAAUUUAUGAGUAACCAAGUCAAAAUUGGGUCCAAAGAAAAAUUGGGAUACAUCUCUUAAGACUGACGUCAGAAAAACUAACCACGCGUGUCCCUUGGAAACUUGGUUGGCCAGAGUACUGGACUUAGCUGGGCUGAUGCAUUUGAGCCGUUCUGAAUUUCUAUAAGAAACUGGAAGUGGUUUCGCAGGCGUCUGUUACUGUGUUGAGCCAACUAGGAUUCCAGGGUCAAGCAGAAGCCGUAAGGACCAGAUGAAAGUCUUUGAAAUUCAGGAUACAGACAAGCUUUUUCUUUUUUUCCUGUCAAAUUUUUGCCAUGGAUUCCUUUCCUUUUCCUUUCCUUUCCUUUCCUUUGCUUUCCUUUCCUUUCCUUUCCUUUCCUUUCCUUUCCUUUCCUUUCCUUUCCUUUCCUUUCCUUCCUUUCCUUUCCUUUCCUUCCUCUCCUCUCCUCUCCUCUCCUCUCCUCUCCUCUCCUCUCCUCUCCUCUUUAAAGUAACUCCCUGUGGUGUGUUUGUGUGUUGGGGGCUUGGGGGAUGUAGAUACCAUUUCUGUCUGUGUGUUGCCUUGUUGGGGGGGAGGAGAAAUUUUGAACAUUUCAGAGCCUGAAAUAUAGUGCGUGAUGAGAGUCAGUUUCCAUUUUCUGUCUUUCUUUGACCCUUUUCCUUACCCUCUCUGCUGUACACCCCAAGUGGGCAAGACUGCCAUUGACAUCACAGACGGAGCUGACACCACUGCAGAGACCCCCACCGCCACCCCCAUCUCCUGCCCCAGUUGGAUGGAUGUAUAAUCAUUGCCAGGUGAAGGACUGUCCCAUCAGACAGUGGCACCUGCUCCUUGUAUUUUCAAAUACACUUCCUCUGCUUGCUCAGCCACAGUCCACAAAACUUAGCAGUUACUGUUAAUAUUAGGAAAUAACAUUUACUAAUAAAAAGCUCCUGCUAAAAUUUGAGAUUUUCCCAAUUCUUCCUCCUCCCUCCUAAGGGAAAGAAUACAAAGAGAAUCAGUGUGAUAAAAAGAAUGGUUACUGUAGUGCAGUUUUACUUGCCUCAGCCUUUUCUCCACUGUUAACCACCUCCCCAGCCCUGCUUACUGUAGCGAGUGACAGGAUUGUGAUAAUUUGAACUUCUGUAUUGACAACUGUAUAUAGGUUUAUUGAGUAGCUAGAAAAGGAAAAGCAACCAGGAAAGUCAAGAGAUGAGGGCAGUCUUAGGAUUUGAAAAGCCAGACAGUGAAUAUCCUGUGAUAAAAUUUGUUGAAAACAGCAACUUGUAUGCCAUGUAGGAAACAUGCUUCUCGGUUCUUCAGAUGAUGUCCAGGAGGAGGAAUGGUGAUCUGUGUAGAAUAACAAUUAGCAUGAAGAUACCAGCACACUGGAAAAUAGGCGCAGUUUAACAAAAGGAGGGUUAAAAGGAAUAAAUAAUCGAAGUCUUAACAGUUCAGUGAAAAAUACUGAGGGAAAUGGAGUAUAACUAAGUGUGUAAAAAGGCAUGUGUGGUUGGUUUGGCCAUAAAUGAGUAUUAGCCAACAAACUGACUUCGCUGCUUAGACCAUUAAUAUAGCUUUGCCUACAUUUAAUAAAAUUACGUAUUUAGAUAAAAAAAUGAGAUCAUCCUACUGCAUAGACAUUAAAAGUUCUAAUCCAAAAGUUCAUCUCUACGGUGAGUUUUUUUUUUAAUUAGGACACUGGUUUUUUUUUUUUGGUUUGUUUUCACAGAAGCGUUGGAUUUGGUAGUUUAGUUCUCAGGUUUUCCUGUUGAAGUAUUAUUAAUAGUAGUUAGAACCCCAGGUUACCUUCAAAGCCCGUAGUGUUCUAAUGGAAUUUCAGAACUGGUAGUGACAGCUCCAGUUAUGCAUCUCUGUGAGCAAAGCAUUGUCAUGUGGUACAUUAAGUAGAGGGAAAAAAAUCGCUUUCUCACUUCUAAUAAUCAUAAUGAAAAAUGUAAAUCAGAUGGCCUUUUGUACUCUUCCUCUUCUCUCUCCGAAGAUUGAGAAUAACAGAAGUUAUUCAAGUUGACUCAAACGGAACACAGGCCCGCCUUUAAAUUGUCUUGCCGAUGCUUUUCUCAGCUGUCCUAAGUGAUGACUCUCUCCCCACAUUGUAGCUUGGAAGUUCUGGUAUUUCAAAGAGGGGCCGUAACUUAAUGCAUCCCUAGUUAGAAUUUCAAGUGGUAAACCUAACCUAAGUAAAAAAGUCCAGGGAAUAUGAGGACUGAUCAGAUUUGAUCAGGCCAGCUUUUCCAGGGAGCCUUUCCUGGGAAAUCCUCCCCAACUUCCCUAUCCCCCAUUUUACCUGCCUUUUGCAGCAACUUCCACUUUGAACUCAUUUUUGUUUUUAGUUUUCUCUAUUUUUUUCCUCAUUUUUAUGGGCAAAAGAGCCUCAGAGUAGCAGGAGAAGGACUGAGAAAACUACUUAUUAGUCAGUUUUAAGAUUCAGUCUAGGGGUGCCUGCACUGGGCUGAGCCCUCACGGCCAUCUGGAUAUUGAGAAAGAUGAACCCAAGUGCAGCUGGCAGUUACUGAGCACUCCUUGUGGGUUGGGCAUUUUACCCUGAUGAACUUGUGCAAUCUUUGUAACCAUUCUGCAAGCUAGAAUAGAUGCUAUCGUCCUCACUUAACAGAUGAAGAGAUGAAAUGUGCGGAUGUGAAAUCAUUUGCCCAGGGUCAUAGUGAAUGGCAGUGGUGGGAUCUGAACUGAGGCAGUCUGAUUUCCGAAUCCAUCCUUUCAACUCUAAUUGCUAUAUUGCCUCCUUAGAAGUUGUUUUGACCAGAGUUGUUGGUUAUUGUCAUUUGUCUGUAGCCUUAAAGGAAUAUCACUGGAGGGAUAAUAGCUAUCAUUAAAGAUUUAAAUUAUGACAGCUUAUAUGUUGUAGCAAUUAGAAAUGUCAAAUUGGGGCAUCUGCUGGUCUGUAAUGAUGCCCUGCCUUCACCCCCAAUUUCUACACCAUAGGAAAACAUCUUAGUUUGGAUAUGAGGCUGGGCAAGAUGACCCAUAAGUUUCUUUCUGGAUCUAAUUAUGGUUAAAGAAUUAUUGGUAAUAUAACUUGGUGGGUGCUUAUGUAAAAUAAUCCUCUACACUUUUUUUUUUUUUAAUGCUUAUUUAUUUUUUGAGAGAGACAGAGUGUGAGCCGGGGAGGGGCAGAGAGAGAGGGAGACGCAGAAUCUGAGGCAAGCUCCGGGCUCUGAGCUGACAGCUCAGAGCCCGACACAGGGCUGGAACUGACAGACUGUGAGAUCAUGACCUGAGGCAAAGUCGGACGCUUAACCGACUGAGACACCCAGGCACCCCUACACGUUUUUUGUUGUUGUUUGUUUGUUUGUUUUUUAAGUUUUAUUUAAGUAAUCUCUAUACCCAACACGGGGCUCAGACUCAUGGCCCUGAGAUCAUGAGUUGCAUGCUCUCCCAACUGAGCCAGCCAGGUGCAGCACUCUUACGUGUAUUGAUUAUGUAUCCCAAGUUUUUAAAAGUAAGGUUAAGAGAGUCAAAAUCGACCUUUAGAAAAAGCUGCUGUAGUAGAUUGAAUACUGUGUCCCCAAAUUCAUAUCUAACAAGAGCUUCAGAAUGUGAUUUCAUUUGGAAAUAAGAUCUUUGCAGAUGUCAUUAGUUGAAGUAUCUUGCUAUGAAAUCAAAGUGGAUUUAAGGUAGGCUUUAAAUCCAGUGGCCAGUCUCUUUAUAAAAAGAGGGUAAGACACAGAGAGACACAAAGAGAUGGCCAUGUGACGUAGAGGCUGCAUUGGGAUUAUGCCACCAAGAGGCAAAGAACAGUAGGAGUUGCCAGAAACCAGAGGAGCAAAGAAGGAUUUGCCCCUAGAGCUUUCCAAGAGAGCAUUGACACCCUGAUGUCAGACUUCUGGCUUCCAUAACUGUGAGAGAGUAAAUAUCUGUUGUUGUAAGCCAUGCUAGCCCUAGGAAACUAAUACAGCCAUUUCCCACUUUCUCUCCACUUCUAUUUUAUCUUUUAACUUUUGAAUAGCUUAAUGCAGGUAUAUAAUGUUGUAGUUAGUGUACAAACUGAGUUUUAAAUUUCCUCAUGGAAACUAAUUACAUUAAAUUGUAUUAGCAUGGCUACACUUAUAUUGAAUUAACUUUAUAUAAAGAGGUGCAGUGCAUCUCAAGGAGUAGUGUUUUUCUUUUUCUUUCUUUCUUUUUUUUUUUAGAGCCCUGCUGGAAGGGGCGGGGGUAUCAUUCAUCCGAAAGAAUUUUACCAGACCACUUAGAUGACUCCAUUAAGAAGUUAGUCUUCUAAAUAACUCUCUCGCUUACACUUCUCUAAGGUUAAAAAUCAAUUAAAAGGAUUGGAGCGAAGGUGUCAUUUUUCAAUUGAGAGUCUAAUAAAGCGAAUCCUGGCAAGAAUGAAUAACAACUGCCUGACCAGAUGUGGCCAUUACCAAAGGCAGUAGGAUCCCAAAGUGAUUACAUCUUCUUGAAGGUUUAUAGUAAUUCUGAUUAAUCUGUUUUGAAAAGACAGAUUCCCACAGAUCUCAUGUAUCCAGAGGCAAUACGAUUAAGAUUAUUAGGACUCCUAUUUUUCUCUGAAUUAUAAUUCUCACUAUCAAUCAUAAUUUGUCUACUGUCCCUGGUGUCUUGAAGUCUAAACUAGGAAUUUUAAAAGUCAUAGAGUUGGGACAUUGUUCCCGAGAUGCUUCAGUCUAGAGAGGAAAUAGAACAGAAUUCCAGUGUAAGUAGAGGUCUUGUUUCAGUUAAAAAAAAAUGAUAUGAUUGAUGUAUUUCUGCCUAGAUGUCAGACUCCUUUCCAAAAUACUUAGGCUCCUCCCCCAUCUUACUCUUGCUGACUCCUCUUACCUCCUUGUACCAGAGAGCUGUUCAGCAUACAGUGUUUUAAUCCCUGCCACAGUUACAUGCUUUCUGACAUAUGCCAGUCUAUUAUUUAUUUCCUCAUCAAAUGCACAAAGCCCUGGGUCCGAGGUGCAGAGUGGGAUUAUCAGACAGGGCGUGACCAUGUGUACUCAAAAGGCUUACAGGUUAAUGGGGGAGAUUUGUUCUUUAAUUCAAACGUAGAAAUAUCAUAUUAGAAAGUGUUAAACAUGUGUUGAGAUUACAUAUCCUAUAUUGAGAAGAUCUAAAGGAAAGCAAGUUGCCUGAGUAUUUUCCAGCAAUAUUCCUUCACAGCAAUGUUGUACUGUUGGUUUUGGAGUAAAGAAGGACGUGUCACUGAGUUUCGCUGUUUGGCAACCACUUUCUUGAGCCAAACCUUUUGGUUUUGUUUUACUGAUGGGUGUUAGAAAGAUUUUUAGUAACUGUGGCAGUAACCAUGACCAAAAGCCUUAAUUAGAGCAAUUGUGUAUCAACCAGGCCACCGAAACAGUGAAACUUAAUGGCAUACGUCCCUUAUUACCAUUUUCCCUUCUGCUUAGCUCCUAAACAUGUAGUCAGACAGACCUUAUCUCACUACCAGACUGCUACCUCCUCAGUGACCUUGGGAAAGUCCUUUAUCUUCUGUUUUCUUAACUGUAUAAUGGUGAUAAUCAUGCCUACCCUGUUUUGGUUAAAUGAAGCAAUAUAUACAAAGCACUUAGCUUGGUACCAGAAACGUGAUAAAUGGUCAACAAUGUUAAUGAUUAGUGCUAUGAAUAACACACAUUUCUCUAGGGGAAAAAAUGUUUUCAGUUAAGUUGUCUUGGCUUAAAAUGGUUUUCCCCCCUUUGGUUUUUGCUUAUCUAGCUAUGUUUAAAGAUUACCUAGAUUACUUUGAGAGUAAGAAAAAGAUAAAAUAUUAUAGCUCCAACUAAAAUGAGUAAGCAAAUGGCUACAACCUACCCCCUUCAGUUAAGGGGAAAACAUUGGUCUUGGCUUUCUAUCUAUUUCUGGAAAGCCCGCUAGCAGGGAUUUGCACAUCAGUUGUCACUGCAAGGUAAGAAUUGGGUUUUGCAGUAAGGAAGAAUGGAGAUGUAGCUAGUGUGUAAUUCAGGCAGGAUUCCCACAUGUAUUUCCAGGGACCUCAGAGUGAGGUGACCUGUCCAAGGUUUGAUGGAUAAAUUCUGACCCCGAUAUUUAUAAUUUACAGAAUUGCCUUUUAAAAAACAUAUCCAGCCAGACUAAACUCUCCUUUAGAUUUGUAUCUUCUCAGUUUCCGUGGUGAUGGAAGUUCUUCUGAAAGUAGGGUGACGUUUUACUUUGAGCAGUUCUUCUGUACUAGAACCAACUGCUGGGUUGCAAGAGAGGAGCACAGGGUAGCUGCUGUAGUCCUCCACUGCCCUGAGGUGUGGGCCUGCUGCAUCAGCUUCCUGGCCACGGUGCAGGCAAGGAAGGCUGCCUGUUCGUUCCUGAUUUUUCUUCCAUGUGAGAAGGUACAUUGCCUGAUGCUGAUCCUUAAAAUAAAAUCCACCGUUCUUCUUAGUUCAUUCUUUUGCUCUAUGCUCUGAUUUUUAAAUUGGGAAGAGAGUACCAUUCUGAGAUUAGAUCUGGAUCCAAAAUGUAAAGAAAACAUCCAAAGAACGUGAAUUUUAGGGCUUGUGACGUCUCUGUGGAGCAAGAGAAAAUUAAAAAUUGUGUUCCCCUCUAGCAUUUAUUUCUUUUUUAGGAAAGUGAUUUGAUAAUGUAGGAGUGCUCUGAAGUUUUGAUUCCACUGCUCAGUGUUCACUGAAUUCAGUGAUCUGGUGUAGCUGCAGGCCACACCUGGGCCUUUGUUCCUCUCUGCUCUGUCUGGGCAGGGGGCCACAGCGGUGUUUGGGCUCUGGCCUGUUUUUCCCUUUCCUGUGCUGGAAAUGCUCGCUGGCUGCUUUGGAUUAGGUGGGGAGGUGAGGAGAGCUGGUCUCCUGUCACUGGUCAUUGAGUGUGAGUCUCUUAAGUCAGUUUCCAUUUAGACACGAUUUUCUUCGUAAGUGUUUCUUUGUGGUUGGUGGGAAUGGAUGGUGUUGUUUUCUUGUUUUGUGCAUUUGGAAGGCCAGAGACUUGUGAGACCCAAUAUGGAUACCUGUCACUAAUUAGGUUAAUCUGGAAUUGUGACUGGAGUGAAAGAUUGCAUGUUUGAUUAUGUGCCUCAAAGGUAAAAGAUACUUUAUAUGCUAUUAUAAUGAAACCAAAUAUAAUGAGAAGAAAAAGGGAUUGUAGAACCCAAGUGUAACGUCUACGUGCUAUGCUGCUGUGGGGCAUGUGAUCCCCACAUCUGACCCCGCCACACACGUGGAAGCUCUGGGUCUCCAUGCCAGAGAGCUGUAACUUGAUUGCCCAAGUUCCUUGGAAAAGAAACUUCCUCUGGAAAUGUAAUAACUAGCAAUAUGUACAUUUAGCUCAUUUUGGUAGCAGUGAUGGAGCUGGUGCAUUGUGAUUAACUUUAGCAACAGAAAAAAGGUGUUCAGGAAGAUUAAUAGCCUCACUCUUUUUCAUCUUGAGUAAUAACUCCCUACUCUAAACAAAGAGUGUUGUGAAACAAUUUAAGACUGAAAGAAAAACAAAAUUGCAUCUGGUUUUUGUAAAUAUUGAAACCGUUUCCCAGAUUCUACUUACCGCAGAAUGCACUUCUUCUUCAGUUUAUCUCCUUGAGGAAAGAUGAAGAGAGGGGUGAACCUUGCCAGGAGUUGGUUAGAUUCCAACGUGUCUUGGUACUUCAAGGUUGAUAGCAUCACUCCUGAAAUGAUUAGACAGUAGUGCAUGGGCUGGCUCCGUAAAAAAAAGGGCCGGUCUCAAGCUCUAAGUAGCCGUGGGUACUCAGUCUGAAUAUGCAGUAUCGAUAAAGAGAGAUAGGACAUGUCUGAAAGCUUGUACCUGCAAAAAUGGGGAAAUGCUUAGUCAGAUCAAGACAGUAAGUAACAGCUUUCCAGAGUAUACCAAUGAGCUGCUGGGAGCAAGGUUUGCAUACCUUUUUGGACUGUUGAGGAAAAUCAGCUCACCUUAGAGAAUUAAUAUGAACAUAAUCAUGGCAAACUUCAGGAUGGAAGCCAAUGCCGGAAUACACAAAAGUUGUACAGAUCUCUCUUUUUUCUUUAUAAGGAAACUGAGAGGCUGAAGUUACUUGUUUUAAGCAUACGAAUUCUGUGAAUAUAUAAGGAAAUCAGACAGUGAGGGGACAAUUCUGAUGAUUCUUCAAAGGUUUCUAAUCUAAGCCUAUUAAAUUGCCAGUUGACCCUAAAUACACUUCUCUGACAGAAAGGCAACAAGCUGCUGUAAUUAAUCUGUUUGAUUUUUGUAUCUUCUUGUAGAUAGAUGGUCAGAUAAUGGUGAUGCAUGCUAUUCACAAAGUUUUAAUAUGUACAGAUAGAAAUGGUGCCAUUCAUAACAAUUUUUUAGGAGUUUUGGAUUAUAAAUGUAAUGCUGUGAAUUUCCUUUCCUUCUCUUUUCUUUUUUUUUUAAGCGGGAAUCUAAAUGUCAUAACAGAGACAUGGGCAUCCAAGUAAGUCAUCUAGAAGUUGACAGAUGAAAUAUGAGGGAUAAAAGAGGCCAUACAAAAUAUAUACUUGUUCUGUGAUGCCUUAAUAAGACUACCAUAUCAAUUUCCCUUUUUAAAACUCAUUAAGAAAACUUGACAUGUGCCAUCAUUUUUUGUACAAUCCUUGGAACAAAGAAGGGCUGGUGCCUUUUGACAGUAGUGGUGGGAAUGGAGACCUAGUUCUGCCUUGAAUUAGCUGUAUGACCUUAGAUAUAUGCUUUGACUUCUUUGGGUUGAGGGGUUAGAUUAGAUCAUUGUUCCUCAAUGUUAUUAAAGCCAAGCUCUCUUUGAUAAAAAUUAAAAUACUGUAAACCCCCACAACCAUUUCUCAAGAUUCUGUUAUGCUUCCAAUUGAGAAUUACUAGAUUGCAUUAUCUCUGAUGUCUUCUCUCAACUCUAACAUUUUGUGAUCCUGAGCAGAUACUGAAUUGGAAAUCAAAAGUUUUUAUCUCUUUUAGUGAAGAGAUGUAGCUUGUUCCUUCUUAAAGCCAGAAGGAGACCUUUCUAAAAUCCAUCCUCACACACCGAGAGCACGGUCUUGAGUCCUGCCUUGUGCACGGACAUUGCCUAGAAGCCUGGUAGAAAUGCACAAUCCUGACCUCACCCGAAAUGACUGAGUAGUGGUUCGAAAGUACAUCAAGGUUUCAGAAAUGCAACACAACCUUGGUUUUUAACCUGCUAGGGGCUAUAUUAGUGGGGUCUCAAAUUAAUUUAGUAGGUCACUACCAGCAUUUGUUUUUUAGGGAAAUAGACGAGAAAAGAGAACAUGAAGGUGCAUUGACAAUGGUAAAGGAAGAUAACUUUCACAAAAUUUUUCUUUCAUUUUUAUAUGGUUUCGCCUCAGGCAAAAAUUUCGUUUUUGAGGUGGAAUUCAGGCAAAAAAAGUUUCUUUUUUUUUAAAGCCACUGUGCUUUGUAUUAGAGACUAGGUAUCUCAGAGACAGCAAGGCAGUAUAUCUCAGAUACAUCAGAGACAAUGUAUCUUAGAGACAACCGGCUCCUUCCUUCUGUUUACCCCCACACAGUCACAUAUAUACACAGACAUUUACAUAGAGAUACACAGAGAAACAUAAUAAAGAGCUGUUCUACACUAAUUACCUACUGUGUAUCAGAUGUAAGCUGCAGGAUUUUAUCAUGAGAAAGAAAUGAAUAGCCAUUAAUUUUUUGAGUUAAUACAACUCAAAAAAAAUUGUAUUAAAUUUUCCUGUGAUGAUGUUUUACUUUGGCGAUAUAUAGAUGACAACAGUGUGAGAUUUCAUUUUUAAAAUUGUUAUGAGAUUUCAAAUACUACUUGUGUAGUUUCCUGAAAGUACAGAUAAUGCUUUUUUUCUCUAGGGCUGAGUUUAUGAAACCCAUGAUGCUGCAUGCUCAUUCACGUGGCAAUUCACAUCUUAAAAAAAAAAAAAAAGUGAAUAUAUUCAUUGGGAUUUCCUUGGCAGUCUCUGGUCCCAGCCCACCCCAUGGCCCCUCCCAGCCCCAGCACCACCAGCAGUAAUAACAACAGCAGCAGUAGCAGCAACUCAGGAUGGGACCAGCUAAGCAAAACGAACCUCUAUAUCCGGGGACUGCCUCCCAACACCACGGACCAGGACCUGGUGAAGCUGUGCCAGCCAUAUGGGAAAAUAGUCUCCACGAAGGCAAUUUUGGAUAAGACAACGAACAAAUGCAAAGGUUAUGGUUUUGUCGACUUCGACAGUCCUGCAGCAGCUCAAAAAGCUGUGUCUGCCCUGAAGGCUAGUGGGGUUCAAGCUCAAAUGGCAAAGCAACAGGAACAAGAUCCUACUAACCUAUAUAUUUCUAAUUUGCCACUGUCCAUGGAUGAGCAAGAACUUGAAACUAUGCUCAAGCCAUUUGGACAAGUUAUUUCUACAAGGAUACUACGUGAUUCCAGUGGUACGAGUCGUGGUGUUGGCUUUGCUAGGAUGGAAUCAACAGAAAAGUGCGAAGCCGUUAUUGGUCAUUUUAAUGGAAAAUUCAUUAAGACACCACCUGGAGUUUCUGCUCCUACAGAACCUUUAUUGUGUAAGUUUGCGGAUGGAGGACAGAAGAAGAGGCAGAACCCAAACAAAUACAUCCCUAAUGGAAGACCAUGGCAUAGAGAAGGAGAGGUGAGACUUGCUGGAAUGACACUUACAUAUGACCCAACCACAGCUGCUAUACAAAACGGAUUUUAUCCUUCACCAUACAGUAUUGCUACAAACCGAAUGAUCACUCAAACUUCUCUCACACCCUAUAUUGCAUCUCCUGUAUCUGCCUACCAGGUGGCAAAGGAAACCAGAGAAAACAAGUAUCGGGGCUCUGCUAUCAAGGUGCAAAGUCCUUCUUGGAUGCAACCUCAACCAUAUAUCCUACAGCACCCUGGGGCCGUGUUAACUCCCUCAAUGGAGCACACCAUGUCACUACAGCCUGCAUCUAUGAUCAGCCCUCUGGCCCAGCAGAUGAGUCAUCUGUCACUAGGCAGCACCGGAACAUACAUGCCUGCGACGUCAGCUAUGCAAGGAGCUUAUUUGCCACAGUAUACACAUGUGCAGACAACGGCGGUUCCCGUUGAGGAAGCAACUGGUCAGCAGCAGGUGGCCGUCGAGACGUCUAAUGACCAUUCACCAUACACCUUUCAACCUAAUAAGUAACUGUGAGAUGUACAGGAGGGUGUUCUUACAUGAAGAAGGGUGUGAAGGCUGAACAAUCAUGGAUUUUUCUGAUCAAUUGUGCUUUAGGAAAUUAUUGACAGUUUUGCACAGGUUCUUGAAAACGUUAUUUAUAAUGAAAUCAACUAAAACUAUUUUUGCUAUAAGUUCUAUAAGGUGCAUAAAACCCUUAAAUUCAUCUAGUAGCUGUUCCCCCGAACAGGUUUAUUUUAGUAAAAAAAAAACAAAAAAAAACAAAAAAAAACAAACAAAAAAAAAACAAAACGAAAGAUUUUUAUCAAAUGUUAUGAUGCAAAAAAGAAAAAAAAAAGGAAAAAAGAAAAAAAAGUAAGAAAAAAAGAAAAGCAAAAGAAAACUUCAAUUUUCUGGGUAUGCACAAAGACCAUGAAGACUUAUCCAAGUGCAUGACCAGAUUUUUGUGGUUUUGUCCAUUUUUGUGUUGAAUUUGCGUUUUCUUCAGCUGUAUGAAAUGGGCUCUGAAGUUUAAGUAGUCCGACCUCCCCCAUGGCGUUCUGUGCUUGCCGUGUGAGUGUCCCUGUAUUCAGUGUUGCCCUCCGCGUCUCUCUUCUUAGCUUUUCCAUUUUACUUUCAACGUAGUGUGAAGUGUCUUCUCCUUUUCUAUGAAUUCCAAUUUGCCUUAACUCCUUUGAUGCUGUAGCUGUUUCAGUAAAAGUUAGUUCAAACUAAUGAUGUAGAACGCUUUGACCAAAUGAGCUGGUCUAUUAUGCCUUGUAAAACAGCAGCAUAGGGCUUUUAAAAGGUAGUCAAUAAAAGUUGCUGAAAUUUUGGCUUUUUUAAAUAUGUAGUAGGUGUUUUUAAUGAUUUUUCACAUGAUGUGUAAGGUAGUGAAAUGCAAGAAGGGAAAAAAUGUUUUGUGUGAAACACAUUUUCUGACUGGGGAACUUUUAAUAGGGUAAAUUGUUUGUAAGGCUGUAUGCCAACAGUUUCCUCUGAUAGUUUGACUGAUUUAGGAUAUCUGCUGUAUGAUGCAAUGUAAAGUCUUUUUUGCCUUUUUUCAGGAAAAAAAAAAACUAACUCGAUGUUCUAGAUUUAGUGUAGGUAGCGUUGGGGCUGGGGGUGGGGGGCGGGGGCGGGGAGUCACCGAAUGUUUUGUCCUUCCUUUAUACUAAUGAUAGUGCUUUAGAAUGAGAAUUCUGCCUGAGAUCUGGCAAAGCGAAAAACGUUGCUAUUGCAACUAAAUGGCAAAAGCUAAAAGUAAGGAUUUUAUCUUCAAACCUAAGCUGAGAUAUGAAUAGAAGCAAAACGAUUGGCUACUCGCUCUCUCUAGUACAUAAAUUUGAGAAAUAAAAAUUACUUGGCACUUUUAAAGGUAACUUCACCAAAGACCGAAGAGCCAGUAACCAGUUGCUCCACCUUGUCUCAGCGUCAUAUCUUCUGUGCUCUUUAUUUUUGCCGGACCAGUUUGCGGUUAGGAGAAUGUGCCUUUUUUGUACCUUUGCAUUUAGGUUUUAUAAUUUUAACUGAUGUAUGGACACACCCAAACAAAAAAAAAAAGCAUGAAGGAAGAUUUGGAUCCAAGCGGUGCCACACUUUACAUCAUCACUACAAGUAUUCAGUGUAAAGAGAAACCAAUUUUGAAACUAUGAAAUUCCUGAUUCGUAAAUACACGGUUAUUUCUACUUUAGUACAUCUAAGGUGAUUCACUGUUCUUCAAGCUCUUUUAGUGAGACGAUUGCAUACGUUUGAAAAGCAACGGUAAAUUAAGUUGUCUUCCAAAACUGUGUACUUGUCUGGUCAACGGUGUGUGAUCAGUUAUCUACCUCAGAGUCUAUUUUCUUUUGUGCUGGGACAGGUUGCUGGCCCUCCCUGUUUCCACAGACCAAAUCCUCCUAGCUCAGGAGCUAGGGCUGAGCAGUUAUUUCUUUCGAGUAUUUUUUAGUUCUUAAAUUUUAUGCUUGUAUUUGAUUAUAGAUGUCAGUGACAUUUCAUAGUUUCAAAAGUCCUUGCUGCUCUGAGAAGUGUAGAUUCUAGUGAAAAUUACAUAGUCCUAAGAGAAAUGUGUUUUGUUUUUGUUUUUGUUUCCUUUUUUAAAGUUGUGGUAUUAAUUGGUUCUAUGCUCCCUGGAAUAUUACUGCUUUGUGAAAGUCCAGACUGAACGCAGCGCCCUCCUUGUACCUAAUACAUUUAUAAACCUGGGUCUCUCACUACUUGAUAUUUUUGCAUUAGUUAAGACAGAAAUUUGAUAGCUCGGUUAGAGGGGAGGGGAAAUCUGCUGCUAGAUAUGUCUGAACUAAGUGCCAUACUCGUCUGGGUAAGAUUUGGGAAACAUAACCUCUGUACAUAAAAAAAUAAAAAUAAAAAAAAAAUCAGUUAAACAUCACAUAGUAGACAGCCAUUAAAUUAUAAAAAAAAUUAAUUUAUGAAGAAAGACCUUUUGUACAGAUUGAAAAAAAAAGAUUUUCAUAGAGAUAUCUAUAUGAUCAAGAGAGUUAAUUUUUUAUUUUUGUUUUACUAGUGCCACAAACUUGCCAGUGGUAACUUAUUUGUCCGGUUCAAGAUAACUCUGUAGUUUUCUUUCCUAGGACUUGUUGUUAAACGCCAAAAGACAUUUUUGAACUGUACAUUUGAUCAGAUUGUUAGCUUUUUCUGUUUUAUUUCUUUUGAAAACCUUUGAAUAAAAAACAUCUGAAAUUUUA
Panthera uncia (snow leopard) is the source of this 16757-nucleotide messenger RNA. RefSeq names its product RNA binding motif single stranded interacting protein 1 (gene RBMS1). The record is from RefSeq and is a predicted model, not a curated record. NCBI's taxonomy places the organism in Eukaryota, Metazoa, Chordata, Mammalia, Carnivora, Felidae. Gene Ontology annotation, molecular function: poly(A) binding; mRNA 3'-UTR binding; poly(U) RNA binding. The transcript is spliced from 15 exons. The coding region runs from base 12913 to 14082 and encodes 389 amino acids. Gene Ontology annotation, cellular component: nucleus; ribonucleoprotein complex; cytosol.